AUGGCGUCGUCGUACGAGUUUCUCAUGAUUAUUUUCACCCUUGUAUUCAUCUCAACGCUUCAAGCAGCAGCCAUAGCCGCCACUUCUUCAAGCCAAACCUACAAAACAUAUAUUGAAAAAGCUUGCAACUCAACCACGUAUCCAGAAUUAUGCAACUCCUCCCUCUCCCCCUACGCCUCCAAAAUCAAAGGAAACCCCCAGAAACUCUGCAAAGCCGCCCUCUCCAUCGCCAUAAAAGCCACACACAAUGCAUCCUCCACAAUCUCAAAGCUUUUGAAGCAGAAGGGGUUGACGAGUUUUGAAACUUCAAUCCUUGAGGACUGCGUCACGAACACCAAAGACUCCAUUGAUGAGCUCAAGCAAUCACUGAAUGCCACGCGCCAUUUGAAUGGCUCCGAUAAGGAAUCGCAGGUGGAGAAUAUGAAGACGUGGGUGAGCGCCGCCUUGACGGACGACGAUACGUGCACGGAUGGGUUUGACGAUGGCCAAGGUCAGGUAAGCGAGACAUUGAAGAACAGGAUCAACGAUAUUAUAUUGAAGAUUGCUAGGUUGACUAGCAAUGCUUUGUCUCUCAUCAACACACUCAAGUUCUAA
This is a messenger RNA of Corylus avellana, 594 nucleotides long. NCBI's taxonomy places the organism in Eukaryota, Viridiplantae, Streptophyta, Magnoliopsida, Fagales, Betulaceae. The record is from RefSeq and is a predicted model, not a curated record.